Talpa occidentalis (Iberian mole) is the source of this 5894-nucleotide messenger RNA. RefSeq names its product protein phosphatase 1 regulatory subunit 16B (gene PPP1R16B). Gene Ontology annotation, cellular component: cytoplasm. Gene Ontology annotation, molecular function: enzyme inhibitor activity; protein phosphatase regulator activity; protein binding. Gene Ontology annotation, biological process: regulation of sprouting angiogenesis; establishment of endothelial barrier. Lineage: Eukaryota; Metazoa; Chordata; Mammalia; Eulipotyphla; Talpidae. Bases 109 to 1815 code for a protein of 568 amino acids. The record is from RefSeq and is a predicted model, not a curated record. The transcript is spliced from 11 exons.
GGGCUCUCAAGGCCCCAGGAUGAGGCCCCAUGCCCACAGGAGCCCCCAAGCGCCCCUGGCCCCAGGCGCCCCGUGCUAGCCCCCAAGGCGUGGGGAGGCGCGGUGGUGAUGGCCAGUCACGUGGACCUGCUGACCGAGCUGCAGCUGCUGGAGAAGGUACCCACGCUGGAGCGGCUGCGAGCUGCCCAGAAGCGCCGGGCCCAGCAACUGAAGAAGUGGGCCCAGUACGAGCAGGACCUGCAGCACCGCAAGCGCAAACACGAGCGGAAGCGGAGCACCAGCGGCCGGCGCAAGAAGGUGUCCUUUGAGGCCAGCGUGGCCCUCCUGGAGGCCUCGCUGAGGAAUGACGCUGAGGAAGUGCGCUACUUCCUAAAGAACAAGGUCAGCCCUGACUUGUGCAACGAGGAUGGACUCACAGCCCUGCACCAGUGCUGCAUCGACAACUUUGAGGAGAUUGUCAAGCUGCUCCUUUCCCAUGGUGCCAACGUGAAUGCCAAGGACAACGAGCUGUGGACACCCCUGCACGCCGCAGCCACCUGUGGGCACAUCAACCUGGUGAAACUCCUCGUUCAGUAUGGGGCCGACUUGCUUGCUGUCAACUCUGAUGGGAACAUGCCCUAUGACCUCUGCGAGGAUGAGCCCACGCUGGAUGUCAUCGAGACGUGCAUGGCGUACCAGGGCAUCACCCAGGAGAAAAUCAAUGAGAUGCGGGCAGCUCCUGAGCAGCAGAUGAUAGCAGACAUCCACUGUAUGAUCGCAGCAGGCCAGGACCUUGACUGGGUAGAUGCCCAGGGUGCCACACUGCUGCACGUAGCUGGAGCUAACGGCUUCCUGCGGGCAGCGGAGCUCCUCCUGGACCAUGGAGUGCGUGUGGAUGUGAAGGACUGGGAUGGCUGGGAGCCCCUGCACGCAGCUGCCUUCUGGGGACAGAUGCAGAUGGCAGAGCUAUUGGUGUCCCAUGGGGCCAGUCUCAGUGCUAGAACAUCCAUGGAUGAGAUGCCAAUAGACCUGUGUGAGGAGGAGGAGUUCAAGGUCCUGCUGCUGGAGCUAAAACACAAGCACGACGUGAUCAUGAAGUCCCAGCUGCGGCACAAGUCGUCCCUGAGCCGGCGGACGUCCAGUGCCGGCAGCCGCGGGAAGGUGGUGCGUCGAGCCAGCCUGUCGGACAGGACCAACCUGUACAGGAAAGAGUACGAGGGGGAGGCCAUUCUGUGGCAGCAGCGCAGCGCGGCGGAGGACCAGCGCACCGCCACCUACAACGGGGACAUCAGGGAGACCAGGACGGACCAGGAGAACAAGGACCCGAACCCCAGGCUGGAGAAGCCCGUGCUGCUCUCUGAAUUUCCGACCAAGAUCCCCCGAAGUGAAAUGGAUGUACCUGUUGAGAAUGGGCUCCGGGCUCCAGUCAGCGCCUACCAGUAUGCGCUGUCCAACGGGGAUGUCUGGAAAGUGCAUGAGGUGCCCGACUACAAUGUGGCCUAUGGCAACCCCGGGGUGGCCGAUGCCACCCCGCCCUGGAGUGGCUACAAGGAACAGAGCCCCCAGACGCUUCUGGAGCUGAAGCGGCAGCGGGCGGCAGCCAAGCUGCUCAGCCACCCCUUCCUGAGCACCCACCUGGGCAGCAGCAUGGGCAGGACGGGCGAGGGCAGCAGCGAAGGCAAGGCCCCCUUGAUAGGAGGCAGAACUUCACCGUACAGCAGCAACGGGACCUCAGUGUACUACACGGUCACCAGUGGAGACCCCCCGCUCUUAAAGUUCAAGGCCCCCAUGGAGGACAUGGAGGAGAAGGUGCAUGGCUGCUGCCGCAUCUCCUAGUCUCUGUGUGAUGGAGAGAGUAGGGGGGAGGCGGGUGUUGCUGGAAUCUAGGCCAACCCAGCAGCCUUGGCUGGGGAGGCUUCAGGGGGCAACUGGGGUGGUGGGGGGAGGUGGGCUCAGCAUUCCAGAGGAACGCUGAGCCCACCUCUCACUCAGCGGCCCCGUCGCAUCUCCACUUCCCAUGGUCUGCUUCCCACUGCAUUGUCUCAUCAGAAACCAGGCCCUUGGUGGCUUCAUGACGCCCCCUGCUGUUAGUUACGGAAGGGCAGGCUGGCGUUCUGGUUCUGAUGUGCGUAAGGGCUUCUUUGGACCAGUACUCGCAUGUCACAUAUAAUUAACACACACACGCUUGAUCAACAUGUGCAGGAAUGACACAGCUGGGCUCAUGGGAAGCAGAUGAGACUGGGAAUUUGUAAGCUAUUUCUAAGAGGAUCAAGGUGAAGUCUCAGAGUCUGAUACCACUGCCAACAUGUCUUUAGCAGGGGAGGGGGCCUGCUAAACUGAGACCCAACGUCUUGCCCAGAGUCUUACCAGGAUUUGGGCCUCCAUCCACAAUUGACAGGAGCAGAAAGUCCUCUCUGUGUUCAAAAGGAGCCAUGAACCCACAUGGGUUAGAUGGGAUGGGCACAGGCCUGCUCCCCUCAGCCUUGCUCAUGUUGGGACUCACCUGUGGGACUGCCCAGAUACCAGGGUGGGAAAACAGGCCAUUGCACUCCUGGAAUAGCUCCAACCACAUUUUUCCUCUUGGGUGCAAGUAUCAGAAAAUGGAGGAGAGGAAGGGGAGCAAAGUUAGUGUUUCCCAAGGGGUAUUUGAUUAAAAAUCUAUUCUAGGCUGUAAAACUCCAGGCAGGAAGUAACUGCAUUUGCUUGCAUUCGUGGAUUGUAUCCUGAUCAUUAGGUUUUACUGAUGGGUAUUAGAACGAAGCUGUGUGAGAAGCUGCCUUUGGAAAGGCUUUCUAGGGAGAGGGGUGAGUUCAUGUUGUCAAUUUCGACAAACAUCUCUGGUAACCAGAGAUUAAUUUUCAGACUGUUCCAAUCCAGCCUAUUUUAUUCAACCGUCCGUGGACUGAGCCAUCACAGUGAGGGGCUGCUGGGGCCCCCACCCCUCCCAAGUGAAUGCUCAAGACCCUUGGCCCAGCUUUGCCUUUCUGGAAUGAUUGGUGAAACCAGUUGGCCAGUUGGUCCUUGUGGACUCCUCCCUGGCCCCAGGGCUGCCAGCCUGCUUCUGCUGCAGCAGUGAUGCCCCCAUGCCACAAAUCCAAGGUGCCCAUGGCAACACCCUGCACAGCACUCAGUAGAGAGGUGGUGGGUCUCCCUCUGGCCCUAUAAUUUCAUAACCCCAAUCUCCCUGAUGCUGGGAAGGGAGGGCCAUGAGGGGCAGGCUGCUGACCCCUCUUCACUGCAUUCUCUCAUGAGCCCCUUUGAGUGCACAGCCCACGAGCUGGUGCAGUCCACAGGCUCGGCCAAAACCCAUUGGUAUAACUAACAAGCUGCAGGUUUAUUCCCUGCCCUGUGCGCCUUUUAUUUGUCCUAAAACUACCUCCUUGGGGCUCUGGGAUUUGGGGGACAAAUAUGUGUUCCCUUUAGCCCUCUUUUUCUGAGACUAUGAAAAUUUCCCCUGAGGGCACCUGGGCCAGGGGCUGGGACUGGAGGAGAUGCCCCUCCUUUGUGCCACGACUCUGGCUAUGGGCUCUGUCUUUUGUCAGCCUCCGUCCUGCACUGUUGCCCUCAUGGCUCCUGGAGCCAAGAGUGGGAGCUGGGUGCCAAGGGACCUAACUAAUGUUUUACCAGGUACAGGGCUCCUGGGCUAGAGAGCAGGGGCUCAAGGCAGCUGCUGGAUGCAGAGUCACAGCACAGGCCAUCCCAUCCCGACCCCAGGACAGAUCCAUUCUAGGAUCAAGGGGCAGGUCAGGAGACUGUAGACAGGGGUGCAUGACUCCUGACCUGCCUCUGUGGUCUGGGGCAGGCUCUCCGUCAUCUAAGCCUAUGGCCAGAGCAGGGUGGAGUUCAUCCAAAAACACAUACCUUUGGCUUUAAAACAGUGCUUAGAUCAGACUAAUACUGAAAUCCCUCUUAAGCUGCAAGUUGGGGGCUGCCGAGGGAAGCCACACACUCCUAAGACCUGUGCAGGUUUUUGGAUCUGUUUGCUCAGGGGCCAGAAUUGAAGGUAUUUAUUGCCCACUCUGGGCCCUCUGGCCUUCCCUCCCCACUUGCAUCCUCUCUCCUAAGUCAUUCCUUGCUAGGGAGGGUGGGAAUCCCAGCUCAUUCCCCAACAGGAGCCAACUAGAGACUUGGGCAUUAGCUCAUGUUUUCAGUCAGGGAUAAACCAUUCCCCAUUAGGAUUCCAAGUACCUGGGGAAUUUUCCCUGUGGGCCUCCUGGGUUGUCCCUGGAGGGACAAAGCUGGGACAAGGGCCAUUCAUUUAUUCAUGCAUGUCAUUCAUGAAUAGCUGUGACAUACCAGGCACUAUCUUGGUACCUAAGGAUGAAGGAGAAACAAGACAAAGUGAGAAGAACUGCUCUUUACAAUUUCCAUCCCUUGCAACCUCAAUAACCCCAUUCACUGCACCUGAGACAGGCAGGAUAACUGCUUCUAGGUCCCGCAUCCCUUUGCUUUCUAGCUCACAGAAUCCUUAGAGCAGUAAAUCCUUUUUGCCAGGAAACCAUUGUCAUGAUCCUCUCUGGAUAACAUUUGCCACUAAAUACUGAUGCUGGUUCUUGGGUUCCAGACAGAUGCCAUCCCAUCUGGAACUUGCAGGGACAGCUGCUUUCAGACCAGUAUCUUUGGGGCACUGUAUAAUAGCAGUGUGAGAUUAGUGACUAGAAGAGUAAGGAGUCUGGAAUUUGCUGCCAAAUGCCUCUCAGGUUCUGAAACUCAUUGCUUCUUGCUCAUUUUUGCUCACUUAUUCCAUAGUCCUGCUGCCCCACCAAUAGCUGGGAGGAAAGGCGCUUCUCCUUUAAUAUUGAAGCAUUUCCUCAUGAAUCUUUAUUCUUUUGUUAGGUGUAGAUCAGGAAGCUGGUAGAAAUCUGACUAGUCGACCAGAUGCCUGGCUCCUGCUGAGAUACAGGUCUGGUGGCAGUUCCUGGCAUGUUAAAGGAAGUUACUUCUAAAGCAGGUGCCACCUGGCUCACUGUGAGCUCUGGCCCUUUCUUCUACCCUGUGCCCCCAAAUAAUUGAAACUUGGUGGUUAUCACAGUGAGUUUCUGGUCAGUAGCUCAGGGCUGCUAGACCCAGGUCUACUGAAGACAGCAGGAUGUCAUUCUUCAUCAAAUGCGCAACAUUGGCCAAACUGCUCUGCACUGUUUGAUCGAUUUCAAUAGGCUUAGAAAAAGCUAACAAGGAUGUGUCUCCCAUCUCACCCCGCCAGUUUGCUGGUUUUGUAAUAACAUAAGACCAUUUUGGUUAUUGGUGUCAGAUACCUUUUGACCUUGAGCUUCUCUCCCACCUGCUUUCCCAGAGCAGGAUCCUGGGGCACUUUCCAGAAGGGUGCGCCUUAGAAGUUUCCCAGAAGGACUGUAUAUAACCCUUGCUAUUGUUGCCUGGAUAGCUCCCCUCCCCCGGGACACCCAAGAACAAAGGGUCCUGUGGUCAGUGGAACAGAUUCGUAAAAGUGACUCCCUUUGCCAGAAGCUGUCGCCCUCUCCUCCACAGGAAUCUCUUGUUGGCCAGAGGGCCUGCUUCCUAUGGGCAUUGUAAGUGCCACAGUGCGGGGCCUGGCUCUGCACACCCAGAAAAAGUCUGCAGACCCCCAGCCCUCCGCAAUAAUUCACCAGACCAGAAGCCACUGAUGUACAGAGAAUACUCAAGAAAAAUGUAUUUUAUGUGAAAAAAGUUAAAACUCUGUAUACUGUAUCAGCAGCUUUGUGUAAAAAUGGCAAUCAAGAGAGUCUAAUAUAUUUAAAACUUUUUUUUUAAAAAAAAACCCUCGCGGAUCUUUGAUAUUGUAUUGAAGUAACUCCCAGGUAGCUCCUUACCCGGCGGAAGUGGCAAGCCACCUGGCCAAGACUGUGGCUCAACCACACCCCAAAGGGGCACACCUCUGGAGUUGCUUCCAGCUGCCAAGGCCUGUGACAGAAUUC